Penicillium olsonii is the source of this 834-nucleotide messenger RNA. NCBI's taxonomy places the organism in Eukaryota, Fungi, Ascomycota, Eurotiomycetes, Eurotiales, Aspergillaceae. The record is from the annotation of a GenBank genome assembly.
AUGGCUGUAACUGAGUUGAGCACCUCCCCCUUGCAACGGCCUCGUGCCGCAACGACGGCCCUGCCGGCGACAUCACAAGCCUCAACGCCCCGUCAACCAGUGCCGGGGCUUACUUCGAUGUUUCCGCCGGGCAGUCCCCCGCUGGGAGGCGAGUAUGGCAUUACAAGCACCGCUCAGGGGCCAUUGCGUCAUCCACAACCGCUGACGCCUUCGGACCUCCAUCUAGUGCUUGAGAAGGAGCAAGAAGCAAUGGUGAAUCGGUUGACCCGAGAACUGUCCCUCCUCCGCCAGCAAACAGCGUCCGUGGCAUCUACAGGAUCUUCUACCUCGAAUUUCAACGAACCGGAAGGCGCACGAGCGUCUCCCACAUUGAGUAAUUCAAAUCGCUCACAGUCUGCGCGACGGAACCGAUCCAGCUCCAGUCUUAGCUCGCACGCUUCAGCUACUCAAGUUCCGCAGACAGGAAGCAUUACCGGGAUUGCGCCGUCGCGAGAGACGAGCCAUCCGUCACGAAGUGAUCACUCACGCACCGUUCGCAGCCGCGAGCCGUCCCUCACAUCUCGCCGACCCUCGAUCGGAUCAUUGUCAACGUUCUCCCAUAGUAACAGUAGCGUGUACCCGCACCGCAAUUCCGUCUCGCAGACCCACUUGGGGUAUUCACCAGGAGCUUCCCUGUCGCGAUUUGAGGAGGCGACACAUCAUCGCCUAGAGCUGGAACAGACCAGGCGGGAGAAUGAGCAGCUCAGAAAGCGUGUGCGGGAGCUGGAGCAGACCCUGAAGAAACAACAGGAGCCUUCACCCUCGAGCGAGAUCCCAGAAGGGAUCAAUGUUUGA